Messenger RNA from Prunus mume (Japanese apricot), 2383 nucleotides. RefSeq lists its product as uncharacterized. The record is from RefSeq and is a predicted model, not a curated record. NCBI's taxonomy places the organism in Eukaryota, Viridiplantae, Streptophyta, Magnoliopsida, Rosales, Rosaceae.
GGAGUUUCUUUCGGUCGAAAGCACUCUCUUGGACUAGAGAGCGACUAGCUCACUGCUCAGUUGCAUUCCGUUUCUCUUUAUUUUUUAUUUUUGAGGGUUUCUCCUUAAAAUCUCAUCAAAAUUCCUCCCUUCCUUCCGCUCUUCAACGCUAUCACUUCCUCCGUUGCCCUUACUCUCUUUCUCUUGCGGUCAAAGCCCCCCCCUUCUCCUCUCUCUCUCUCUCUCUAAUCUCCUUGUAGGGUUUAGGGUUUAGGGUUUUUGCUAAACCACUAAAGUUUGUUCCUUUCGCUAAUUUGGCUUGCCAUAUUUCAUAUUAUGCAAUUUGAAAUUCACUGUAAGUAAAACAAUGGUUGAGAAACCCAAGGACCCGGAGAAGAGCUAUAUAACCGAAGAAGAUACAGUCAAUCUCUUACACAGGUACCAGGCAGCGAAUGUGUUGCAAUUGCUGCAGGAAGUGGCGCAUUCCCAGGACGUAAAGAUAGAUUGGAAUCGAUUGGUGGAGAAGACUUCAACUGGAAUUUCCAAUGCCAGGGAGUAUCAGAUGCUUUGGCGCCAUUUAGCUUAUAGUGAAGCUUUUGUUGACAACUUCGACAAUGGGGCUCAACCUGUGGAUGAUGACAGCGAUUUAGAACAUGAAUUGGAAGCUUUUCCUGCUGUUAGUGGUGAAGAUUCAACAGAAGCUGCAGCAUGUGUGAAGGUUCUAAUGGCCUCUGGCUUACCAAGUGACUCAACUCAUCGCAGUGGUGCAACAGUUGAGGCUCCAUUGACCAUAAAUAUACCCAAUGGCCAGCCAUCUAGAACUCAUCAAAAUUCACAACCGCCUUGUUCAAUGCAAGGGAUGAACAUUACAGUUCCGGUUUCUGUUCAGAAACAGCCCCUCCUUGCAAUGACAACGUCUACAGGGGCAACUGCUGAAGGAGGUGAUGCAAAUGGAUCAGCUAGCAAUAACAUGGCUCCUCGGAAGAAAAGAAAAAAGUGGUCUGAGGCUGAGGAUUUGGAACUGAUUGCUGGUGUGCGGAGAUAUGGUGAAGGAAAUUGGGCAAAUAUCUUAAGAGGAGAUUUCAAAGGGGAGAGAACUGCUAAUCAGCUAUCUCAGAGGUGGAAAUAUAUUAGGAAGCAUCAUCAUCAAGACUUGAAUGUGGGAGGCAACUCUAGUAAUAAACUUUCAGAAGCACAGUUGGCAACUCGCCAUGCAAUGUCGUUAGCCCUGAAUAUGCCAAGCAUAACAGCUAACACAAUUGGCACAGCUGGGACAAAUACACACAGUAAAUUUGGUGGAACAAAUGCAACUACCAACUCUGUGCCUAGCACUGCUGCUGAAGAAGAACUGCAGUCUCAACAAGGCCUUAAGCCAGCAAAGCCAUAUCAAAUGGGAUUAUUGGGUUCAACAUCAAAAUCUCAAUUAACCUCCAAGAAAACCUUGACAAAGCCUAAUUCCAAUACUGAUGGUAUGGUAAGAGCCACUGCGGUUGCUGCUGGGGCACGGAUUGCUUCUCCUUCAGAUGCUGCAUCACUGCUCAAGGCUGCUCAGGCAAAGAAUGCUGUCCAUGUCUUGCCUACAGGUGGUUCUUCUAUCCAAUCGUCCUUACCUGGUAGCAUGCGUACACAACCAGAGCCUCAUCCUAAUUUACAUUAUAUGCAUACGGGUUUGGCUGCUACGCCAGCUUCUACCCCUCUAUCCACUGCUGUCACUCCCAAUGCCACACACCCUGGGUCUUUAAAAGCUCUCCCUCAGACGAGUCAGCACGCUCCAACUAAUAGCACAUUGCUAUCCAAACAGAUCAAGGAUGUUAGCUGUAGUCUGGAUUCUGAGCCGGGCUGCACUCCAACAGAGCAGGUCCAAGAUGGAGCAGUUAUCUCUGAGAAUGGACAGAAUGAAGAAGGUCAAAAGGAUAAAGUGGAUUCACCUGACCAGAAAGCUGAGUUAAAAAAUUUAUCAACUAGUGCUGAGAAUCUAGUUGGUUCGUUGGACAUCAAAGGAGAUGACACUGAUAAUAUAGCUGGCAUAGGUGUACAAUCUGAAGAGAGACAAAGUGCAAAAGAUAAUGAGACUUUAUGUUCACUCAAAGGUGAUGAUCCAUUUGCAGCUGACAGUUGUGAAAACCAAAGUGCAAGUGAGCAGCAGAUAGGUCUUGUGAGCAUUGUAGGAGAUGGAUGCAAUGGAAAACAGGUUUUAGGCAAAGAGGAGACUGGUAUUAAGAUCUAGUGGAAGAUGAAGAUUAGAGUAUAUUGUAAAGAUUGUGGUGUAAAUUUUCUUAAAACAAUCUUUUGGUAAUUUUAGGGUGGAUGGAUAGUGUUUGUCAAUGAUGUAAAUUUUGGAUGGUGAUGGCGUUCUUGCACUGCAUUACAUUAUUCAAUUCAUUUUGAGCUUCAUGUUGAAUUA